AUGGCAAUUCGAGAGGGUUCGAACAAAUCCCCAGAAAAACCAUCAAAAAGACAAGCAGAAGCCAACGAAAAUGGGCAUCUGUUCAGUCCAAGGUUUCGAUCGGUGGCAGCCAUGGCCGGUUGGGAUGAAGAGUCGCUUUUGAUUGCAAGCCUCAUCGUCGAGGACACUCCUGAUCGCCAAAUCAGACAUAAAAAGAGAUCUGAUUUACAUGGUUUUAAAACACCACCAUCAAAUUCCAGAAGAAAACGCAAGGCUCAGAGACGGAGCCCUGCAUCGAUACCGAUCACUGUUCUUGAUCUCGAGGAAAAUGAGUCAAAAUCAAAACAAGAGAGUGAGAAGUUUGACAAGAAGACAAAUGUCAAUGAAGAUGUAGUAGUAGAGAAGAAUAGAGAUAGUGAUCAAAUGAACACAAAGGGCAAUGAAGUUUCCAUCUCUGGUCUAGGAAUUGAGUGUCUUGAUCGGCUUCGGGAGGAGCUCUCUUGUGCUAUUUGCUUGGAGAUAUGCUAUGAGCCCAGUACAACACCUUGUGGACAUAGUUUUUGCAAAAAAUGUUUGCAUUCAGCAGCUGAUAGAUGUGGGAAGAAGUGCCCCAAAUGCAGGCAGCUUAUAAGCAAUAGCAGAUAUUCCACAGUGAACACUGUUCUUUGGAACACGAUCCAACUGUUGUUUCCCAAGGAAGUUGAAGCAAGGAAGGGAAAUGAUCCUUCAACCUCAGAUAACAACGAAAUACAACGGGAAACCCAAUCAAGAAACAGAAGUCUUCAUACGCGAAACAGAACAGUUCGGGCUUUAAGUAGUAGUCCAGAAUCUGAAAACCGAAGGAAUCAUAGUUUCAGGCACCGGAGUUCAAGGCCGUCCGGUGGUACGUCAAGCAGACAACAGCAUGGGUUUAGUACAAGGAGGGCAUUGCCGAGCCAAGAUGAGGAUGCUGCUUUGGCUUUGAGAUUGCAGAGGGAGGAAUUUAUGGAGGUGUUUAGGGCACCAGACGAGCCUGGUAGAGACCCCUCACUUGCUGUGGCUAGAGCUAAUUUGAGGGCCAUGGCCUCUAGAGCUGUUAACAUUAGGAUUAGGGGCCGGCGAGAGUAG
Molecule: messenger RNA, 1086 nt
Organism: Striga hermonthica
Lineage: Eukaryota; Viridiplantae; Streptophyta; Magnoliopsida; Lamiales; Orobanchaceae
Source: the annotation of a GenBank genome assembly